Dracunculus medinensis (Guinea worm) is the source of this 594-nucleotide messenger RNA. The record is from the annotation of a GenBank genome assembly. NCBI's taxonomy places the organism in Eukaryota, Metazoa, Nematoda, Chromadorea, Rhabditida, Dracunculidae.
AUGUUGAGAAGUGCGGUACAUCGAUUUUGCUGUUGUUAUCCGCAAGACGCUGAUCAGCAACCCAUUAUAAACGAUGAUAGCGAAGAAGCGUUAAAUGAAGCUCAAACUCGUGGAAUUGUUGGAUCAGCAAAUCAAACGCUGGAUAAUUUAUGGGCAAGUGAUUCGGGAGGUUCAGUCACGUUUUCUUCUCCUGAUUCGACCGCUCGCAAUAAUGCGAAUCAAAAUAAAGAUGAGGAAGAGUUUUUGAAUCAAAUCCUAGAAACAACUCAACAAAGCAUUAUUGAUGUAACGAAUUCAGAGAAUACGUUAAAUUCUGGUGGUGAAUAUUCUUCCAGAAGUUUAAAUUAUCAAGCGAUCAUAAAGGAGCAUGACUUGAAUUCGCGAAAUAUUUUGCUAAAAGAUACGCGCACAGAUGUGCUUGAUUCUGAAAAGAAUUUGUUAGUUGAUGCUGGUGCAAAAUUAAACGAAUAUCUUUGUCAAAUCCCUUCUCACCAAAUUUUAUUUAAUGUAAGAGAAUUUGCCAAGAAUAUUUCGACUACUACAUCGAACGAUAUAAAAAUCGAGCAUACUCAGGACAUCCUUGUGUAUAUGUAA